Gambusia affinis (western mosquitofish) is the source of this 1082-nucleotide messenger RNA. It is a transcript of the gene ccl25b, whose product is annotated as chemokine (C-C motif) ligand 25b. The coding region runs from base 282 to 635 and encodes 117 amino acids. The transcript is spliced from 5 exons. Gene Ontology annotation, cellular component: extracellular region. The record is from RefSeq and is a predicted model, not a curated record. Gene Ontology annotation, molecular function: chemokine activity; CCR chemokine receptor binding. NCBI's taxonomy places the organism in Eukaryota, Metazoa, Chordata, Actinopteri, Cyprinodontiformes, Poeciliidae. Gene Ontology annotation, biological process: G protein-coupled receptor signaling pathway; immune response; positive regulation of GTPase activity.
GCAAACUGGGUCAGAGCAAAAGUUUUUCUUUUCAAGACAUCGUGUGGAGUCCUGAAUGUGAGCAUGUGAGUUUUAGCUCUUCUUCUUCUUUUCUUGAUUUUGCAAUCCAUGGUUUUGCAAACAUGUUUCAAAAGAGACUGAGUUCAAUUCUGUGCCAUAAAUAAGUGGUGCGAGGGAGUUGGAGCAAUAAAUUUUUCAGAUCUUGCUAGAUUUCUGUAAACAAUGCUAAAUGUGCUGGAGAAGGAACAGCUGGACACAGCUGGAUCCCAGACAAAUUAAAUAUGCUUAAUCAGAGCGAACAGCAAACAGCAACAGCGAGAACCGCAGCAACCAUGAAGUUUCAAGCUCUUGCCAUCCUUCUGCUUUUCACCUGCAUGUACCUGAGUGUGGCGCAAGGCUCCUACGACAACUGCUGCCUUGGCUAUGUUAGAGAAAUUGGAAAAGGUAUGAGGAGGAACAUCGAGAGCUACAGGAUACAGGAAACAGAUGGCGAUUGCAACAUCAGAGCGAUUGUGUUUACAAUGAAAAGGAGGCGCAAUGGCGUUCAGAAAACCCUUUGUGCCAAUCCCAUGGAGCUCUGGGUGCAGGCGCAGAUAAACAAUAUGAAUGGAAGAAUCCUGAAAAGAAGUCCCUAAAGGAGAAAUACCAGAGAGGAGAGAGAAAAGGGGUCACUUCACCCCCCUGUCAGGCGCCGUUUGUCAUCUUUAAUGACAUGGAUUGUGUUUCCUUAUUUUUAUAUUUCCUGUAGCUGAGAGUGAAUAUAAAACAUGUACGCAGUCCUUUAUAGCACAAUCAUAAUUUAUCAUGAAAGUUAUAGCCAGUAUCAACAAUUUCAUUUGUAUGAGCCAUUACUAUGAUACUGUCCAUUUCUCUAUGAGGUGUAGAACCUGCUAAGAAUGAGCCACUCUUUGGCAGCUUUAAAAUGUGAGUAAAUCUGUGUAAAAAAAAAAAAAGAAACACCUUUGUCAUAAGCUGAUUUUCUCUUUUUAUAUAUUUGCAUAUAUACAGCAAACUAUUUUUGUAUCCACACUAAAUGUGCAUUUUUUUUUUCCUACAAUAAAAAAGCGGAUUAAAAACAAAAA